AUGUGCUUCCACAGACGCGUCGUUUUCGGCUGCGGCCACCACGCCUGGCAGGGGCUGACCCGGCCCUGCGAGCGCGAGAAGGCGUUCAACCGCGGCGAGGUCGACACGGGGUGCAGCGUGAUGUGGUCGCACGGAUUCGACACGACCCGCGUCCAGGAAGACUGCGCCAAGUGCAAGGACACCAAGGCCGGCCAGGAGUUCCGCCUGGGCGUGGUCAAGGAGCAGAUCAAGGCGCUCAAGGAG
Thermothielavioides terrestris NRRL 8126 is the source of this 243-nucleotide messenger RNA. RefSeq lists its product as uncharacterized. The transcript has a single exon. Lineage: Eukaryota; Fungi; Ascomycota; Sordariomycetes; Sordariales; Chaetomiaceae. The record is from RefSeq and is a predicted model, not a curated record. The annotation marks the transcript as partial.